AUGGCAGACGAAGCGAAGAAAGAUAUGUCUAUUGUUGAAGACAACGUUUUAGAAGUUUACGAGGUAGAGGAUGGAGCUCUCCAAGAGUGCAUGAUGUUUGUUAAAAAAUUGAGUGAGACAAGUUUGCGUGAGCUGGAAACCGAGAGGAACAAUUUAAAUGAUCUGUUAGCCGAAGCCGAAAAGGAAGUGAAUAAAUUGAAAACUUCUCUCAAGAAAGCUAAUGAGAACGUAGAGGAACUUACAUCGAAUGUGAAAGCUGAAAAAGAGCAACGCCAUAAGGUUGAAGAUCUUCUUGAAACAGUACAAACCACUGUGGAUGAGUUGAAGAUUGAAUUGAGUCGCAGUAACGACUCAGCUGAGGACCUGCAAAAGAUUACGCAGGAGAAAACGCGGGCUCUGACGGAGGCAAACGAAGUGAUUGCUAAGAUUACUGAAGAGAAGAAAGCUCUGCUAGAGGAGAUCGCAAAACUGCAGCGCUUAAGAUCCCAGGAGGAAGAAGAUACUAACGCUAUACAUCAGCGGCUACUCAAGGAACAAGAAAAAGUGUUAGUUCUUGAAGAAAAGCACGAGGAAGAAGUAUCACAAUUGAAUCAAGAGUUGACUGAAGUACAGAGUUACUUGACCUCGCUGAAAGAACAAACCGCUGCCGAGGUGGCACAGCUCAAACAGAAACUUGACCUAGAGCAAAAGAUGAACGAAAGCUUAAGCAAUGAGGCUGACAGCUGUGUUGAUGACAUCAAGAAACAGCUUGUGAAAGUCUCGCGUGAGAAUGAAGAAAUGCAAGCAAGUAAAAAAUCUCUUUCUGAUCGACUGAAUACCGCGGAAGAGGAGAUACUGAUACUGAGAAGGAAACUAAAUGAAGAAAAACAGAGGAGAGAGGAACUUUACCAACAUGACAAGGCGCAUCUUGAAGAAACAAACAGCCAGUUAGAGAAAAAGAUAUCGGACAAUGAGGUUUUGAGUGCGGAGAAGGAAGAAAUUGAAAGGAAACUUCUUUCUUUAGAGGGUGAAAAAGAAGAACUCAUAAUUCGCGCCAAGAAGUUGGAAGAAAGCAUGGAGGUUACACGAGGCGAAAUGUUAUCCCUUCAGGAAGAGUUAGAAGCCUCAAAAACUUCUCACAAGGUACCUUCUGAUCAUGAUCAUACUGAAGAAGCCGCUGACUCAUGGGCGAACAGAGUGGAAGAGGCAGAAGACUGGGAACAAAAAUACAAGGAACUUGAGAUUGAGCAAGAAGCGUUGCAGAAGCAGUUUACACAGGUCAGGAAACAUCGUAACCGGGUGCUGCGGGAGAAUGGAGGGCUACGGCGUCAGAUGUCCAUGGCAGCUGCUCAGCUUGCAGUCACCAAUCAGAAGUUUCAAAGGCAGCUUCAGCAUUUUCGCACGCAGCUAAACAUGGCUGAACAUUUGUAUCGUGAAAAGAUGUUGGAAUGCAGUAUUCUUGAAGUGCAACUUAAGCAUCUUCUGAAGUCCUCUAAUUCUUCCCAACAAAGUUAUGAUUAUUCCAGCAGCAACUCCGAAGACCAAUCGCGUGAAUACAUCAACCGAUCCAUUAACUUUGGUCGCCGUCACGACUUCUCAGUUUCCCGCCCUGUGCAGCGUUCACGCGAUGACAAUAUGAGGCACGUGCAUUACGCGGGAAGACAGCAGCAUCCGUUCAAGAACGUGACACAACAGAAACGCGUUCUACCGACCCAACCCGAUAUCCAGCAAAUUGAAGACGUCACUGUUGAUGGCAGCGCAAAUGGUGUGGAAGAGGAGUGUAACUUGCCAGAUAAUUGUACACCAGAGUAUUCUGAGGAGCCUGUUGAAAGCAUCAGUGAUCCCGAGACUCCUACGCCUACUGACUUGGCAGCUUAG
Messenger RNA from Pocillopora meandrina, 1857 nucleotides. NCBI's taxonomy places the organism in Eukaryota, Metazoa, Cnidaria, Anthozoa, Scleractinia, Pocilloporidae. The record is from the annotation of a GenBank genome assembly.